UCUCGUCUCGCAGCGCUCGCGCGUCUGCGAUGCUCCAUAUUCCAAACGUCCUUCAACCCCACAUCCAUGCGCACCGGUGCCAAGUACCUGCGUAAACGGCUGGUGGGCCCUUCGAUGCUCAACUACUACCCCCGCGAAGUCUCCAUCGCCCAACUUAAUUCAUGGAACCCUGGCUGGGACUUGGUGGAUCUGAAGGAGCAACAGAGGGUGCAGGACGUCGAUGCAAAAAAGAAAAGAGGCAAAGGAACGCCAAAGAAGGCGAAGACGAAAGGCACGUCU
Molecule: messenger RNA, 279 nt
Organism: Heterobasidion irregulare TC 32-1
Lineage: Eukaryota; Fungi; Basidiomycota; Agaricomycetes; Russulales; Bondarzewiaceae
Exons: 1
Cellular component (GO): mitochondrion
Source: RefSeq, a predicted model, not a curated record